AUGUCACGUCUAAUGCGUGGUAUGAAACCAUCUAUAACCUCUUCAUCGCGUACUUUGGGUAUCCUUCCAAAUCAAGCAUAUCCGGUUGCUCUAUCGCACAAGACCUCCAUAUCGCAGAGAGGAUACACCACUCCUGCCGGUCCUCCAUCUGCUUCCUCGUCCUCAUCCUCAUCCUCUUCAUCAUCCUCGUCUAAUCCACCAUCACCCAAAUCAACCCUCAUUCAGAAAUAUACACCAUCACUUUCAACUUUAUCUCAACGUACAGGAGUCCCAUUACCUUCAUUAGGGAUAUCGUUUUUGAUUUUACAUGAAUUGACAGCGCUCAUACCUAUCUUCAUCUUUUAUUGGAUAUUCGCAAGUUUAGGUGCUGGUGCAGGAUUGGUUAAUUAUAUAUUGGAUGUAGGGGAGAAUACCGAUACUACCUCCUCUUCUCCUGGAGGAGAUGUUGGAGGGAGUGGGGGACAAGGUUCAGAAGAGCGUACAGGUACGGGUACAAGUACAAUUACAGGGAUAGGAAUAGGGAAUGGGUGGAAAAGGUGGAUGAAAGAAUGGUAUGAGGAAGGUGAGAAAAGAGUAGAGAAAGUAGGUAAGAAAUAUGGUAUUUUAGGAUAUACGAAAUCCACGUCAACUUCCACGUCUCAAGAUCAAGAUCUAGAUCAAGAGCAAGAACAAGAACAAGAACAGAAUGUUAUUCUACAAGGAGAUAAACAGGAUGUGGUACUAUAUAAUAGCAAUGGAGCAGCUACCAAAGUAGCUGAUGCCAUAGCUGCCUAUGUUGUCGUCAAGGCACUCCUCCCCCUCAGAAUAGCAUUUUCCAUAGGUGCAGCUCCUGCUUUCGCUAGAUAUACUUUAGUACCUAUACAAAAUAUCAUCAAACGGUUCAGGAGAUAA
Molecule: messenger RNA, 891 nt
Organism: Kwoniella shivajii
Lineage: Eukaryota; Fungi; Basidiomycota; Tremellomycetes; Tremellales; Cryptococcaceae
Exons: 2
Coding region: 1-891 (296 amino acids)
Cellular component (GO): mitochondrion
Source: RefSeq, a predicted model, not a curated record